Molecule: messenger RNA, 1005 nt
Organism: Euleptes europaea (tarantolino)
Lineage: Eukaryota; Metazoa; Chordata; Lepidosauria; Squamata; Sphaerodactylidae
Product: glyoxylate/hydroxypyruvate reductase B-like
Exons: 5
Coding region: 1-987 (328 amino acids)
Cellular component (GO): cytosol
Molecular function (GO): hydroxypyruvate reductase [NAD(P)H] activity; glyoxylate reductase (NADPH) activity; NAD binding
Source: RefSeq, a predicted model, not a curated record
AUGGCAAAGCAAAAUAGUCGUCCAUACACACUGAUCAACGUUAUAGGAGGCAAUGAUGGAGUCUAUGAAGAUCAUGUCGAGUUCCUGGAGAAACACCUUACGCUGAUCACCAUGCAGGAAUUUCUUGAAAACCAGCAAGAACUCAGUCAAAAAAUCGAAGCAAUUUAUAUGUGGUGUAAAAAACCAAAGGCUACCAGAGAGCUCCUGCAAAGUUUGCCGAAGUUAAAGGUGAUUGCAAACUCCGGUGUUGGAGUGGAUCACCUGGACUUGAAACUGAUCUCCAGCUUCGGAGUGAAAGUAGCAAACACCCCAUUUGCAGUGGCCAGUCCUACAGCGGACUUUGGGAUAGCUUUACUGCUGGCAUCUGCUAGGAGGCUUGUGGAAGGUUAUCAGAUUGCAGUUUCUCCUGACACCAAAUACUUUAACGUUGACUGGUUGGGAGAGGAAAUCAAUGGUGCAACUCUGGGUAUCAUUGGAAUGGGACAGAUCGGCUAUAUGGUAGCCCAGAGAGCCAAAGCUUUUGAAAUGAACAUUCUGUACCAUAAUAGGAACCGUAGAACAGUGGAUGAGGAACAGGCUGUUGGUGCUGCUUAUUGUCAACAGAAGGAAGACUUACUCCGGCAGUCUGACUUUGUGAUGCUGACUGUGACCCUAACACCCCAAACACACAACUUGAUUGGGAAAAAGGAGCUAGAGCUCAUGAAACCUUCCGCUAUACUCAUCAACAUCUGUAGAGGUCAGGUGGUUGAUCAAGAUGCCCUGGUGAAUGCACUCCAAAAUGGAGUUAUUAAGGCGGCAGCUUUGGACGUGACCGAUCCUGAGCCAUUGCCCAGAGACCAUCCUUUGUUAAAGUUAAAGAACAUCAUAAUAACACCGCACAUUGGAAGUGCAACUGUAAAAUCCCGUCGUCAUAUGAUGAUCAGCAUGGUGGAAAGCAUCCUGGAUGGUGUGAACGGUCUCCCGAUCCGUAAUGAAGUGCAUGGGUAAAAAGUGCUGCAUGUUUUG